This is a messenger RNA of Achroia grisella, 1818 nucleotides long. RefSeq names its product targeting protein for Xklp2-like. Gene Ontology annotation, biological process: activation of protein kinase activity; regulation of mitotic spindle organization. Lineage: Eukaryota; Metazoa; Arthropoda; Insecta; Lepidoptera; Pyralidae. Gene Ontology annotation, cellular component: microtubule; spindle. Bases 97 to 1539 code for a protein of 480 amino acids. The record is from RefSeq and is a predicted model, not a curated record. The transcript has a single exon.
UUGUCCGUUUAAAAAAUAACGAAUUGCUUUGCUUUCCAUUCGAAUGCUAUUCAACAUCUUUGUUUUGUUUAAUUAAAGUGAAAUAAAAUAUUUAAUAUGGCAAAAAAUUACGUGACUAAUUUUCGUGGUGAACAUUUUAUAACACCAAAUGGGAAAUACAUAAAAGAAGAACCAAUAACCCCGACGGAAAAUGAUUUUGGAACUCACCAUUAUUUAGAGGAUUCAUUUGAACACAUUGGAUCUAUGAGGAAGUCCCUUUCUAUGAACGAUAUUGCCGCACUUCAAGAUAAUCUUGUGAAGUUGGAACUUGAAGAUAAACAAAGUAUUUACGAUAGGUACAAACGCCAGUCUGAAGCGCCUUUGGAAUUAUCCAGAACGAAGUUUGUUUCUAUGGCUGAAGCUAUAUAUCACUAUCAAAGAGAUACACCGGGCAGGUUCCAUUCUACAAAGCCCCAAAUCUUCAGAUCUCAAGGGUCUAUCAGACCGUCAACUUUAACUGUUCCUCAAUCACCAAUGCUACGAUGCAGAGCUCGCUCCCGUCCCCAUCAUAUUUUGUCACAAAAAGAGAAGGAGGAAAUGGAACUGGAAGAAAUAAGGAGAUUCAAAAUUAAAGCUCAUCCAAUACCAAAAUCAGUCAUUGAAGGCACUAAAAAUCUGCCUGAAGUACAGAAAAAACCCUUAACUGUCCCUGAACCAUUCAAAUUAACAGAACAGCACAAAAAGUUGACACAAACUCCAGAUUAUGCACAGAAAUUCAAAGCACGACCCGCUCCAAAGCAUAUACUUGAAAAACCACAGAUUCCGGUAAAGUUACCAGUUCAAACAACUAAACCAGUUAGUCCUAAGUUUCAUUACAAGCGUGUGAAUUCUACAGAUCAAUUGAAACAAGGACUCAAUGAACAUCCUCCAACAACUGUACUAAAAUCUGUUGAUACUCAUGUCCAAAAAAUACAGCGUCAGGGUCCCAUUAAACCUGAACCAUUCUCAUUCGAAAAAAGGGAUGAAGAAUUAAAAAGACGCAGAGAGGAGAAGAUCAAGCGUCAAAUAGAAGAAGAAAAAAAGCAAGCUUCACUUUUCAAAGCUCAACCUUUACCUGGAGCUGUUAGGAGACAUAUGCAUAGUGCUACACAAAAAACAACCUCGUCUACAACAUCAUCAGAAAACAAAGAGAAUCAUUGUAAGUUUGAAGCCAAACCUCCAACUGUACUUUACAAGGAACCAUUCAAACCAGUACUGCAACCUUUGCAAUUAUUCAAACCAGUACCAUUUAUAUUAACAACUGAAAAACGAGCAGCCGAAAGAGAAAAAUUCGAACAACAAUUAAAGGAAAAAGAAGAAGAACAAGAGAGACUUAGACUUCAAAAAGAAAAGGAACAGCAAGAGAUUGAGGAAAGAUCUAAAGCUGAAUUGAGAGCAAAAUUAAUACAUCAUGCUAAACCAGCACCUGAACCUACACAAUUUAUUCCUGUGAAGUCAGUGGCACCACUUACAGUGCCUGAGACACCUAAGUUUGUUAGAAGAUUAAAGCAUAAUCAGUAAUUAAAUUAGACAUUAUAUGUAAUGUAAUGUAAUUCAGGACUGAUAAACUUGAUAUUAUUAAGAAACCUUUAAAUAUUUGAUCCAAUUGAUUUGUAUUUUAUUAAUACAACAAUAAUGUAGUUGUAAACAUUUUGUACUAUAGUUUAUAUGGAUGACAUUUUGUUUAUGUGGAACAAAUAUUAGGACAUGCUUAAGUUUCUAAUCAUGACUCACAAUUGGUAACAGUAAUUUUAUGUUUAUGAAAUUUCAUUGUGGUGUUUUGAUAAUAAUAAAAUAUAU